Molecule: messenger RNA, 1584 nt
Organism: Penicillium odoratum
Lineage: Eukaryota; Fungi; Ascomycota; Eurotiomycetes; Eurotiales; Aspergillaceae
Exons: 3
Coding region: 1-1584 (527 amino acids)
Biological process (GO): transmembrane transport
Molecular function (GO): transmembrane transporter activity
Source: RefSeq, a predicted model, not a curated record
AUGCAGGCCAGACCGAGUUUUGAUCAUCCGGCUGUCAACCAGAGGGAUCAAAAAGAAGCCCAGGAUAGGCCGUCCAACGAAGACUCACCAACCAAUGAUCAACAAGAAAAUGAUCCUACCACCAAAUUCAACAAACGCGUGUGGCUUAUUCUUGGCACCCUCUGCACGCUCUCAUUCAUGACGUCCCUUGAAGCGACAGUGUUGGCUCCUUCACUAGAGAUCAUUGCUUCAACCCUCCAUGGCACCACCGCAGAAAUAUUAUGGGUGGGCUCAGCCUAUCUUCUACCGGUAGCUGUUUUCCAGCCUCUCGUCGGAACGGUAUCCAAAGAUCUUGGCCGAAAGAAAUUCCUGAUUGCCUCCAUUUUCCUCUUUACACUAGGCUCACUCAUCUGCGGAACUUCUCGUGCAAUACCCCAACUUUUGGUUGGUCGAGUGAUCCAAGGCAUCGGAGGAGGAGGGAUAAGCGCUUUGGUAUACGUCAUUCCUGCCGAUGUCCUCACUCUCCGGCAGCGGCCUAUUGCUAUUAUGUUGAUGCAAGGCGGGUGGGCGUUGGGCGCGAUAUUGGGCCCAGUGCUUGGGGGAGUUUUAGCAGCGCCGAAGAUAUGGCGAUGGGUGUUCUAUAUGAAUCUGCCGCUUUGUGGGGUCAUUCUGCCACUGGUAUUGAAGCUGAUGAAGUUGAAAGGUAGGACCCGCUCUUGGGGCGAGGAAGUUGCACAACUUGACUAUGUUGGAAUUUUGAUGUUUCUCAUGUCCACUUCAGCUCUACUUCUGGGUAUCACCUGGGGUGGAAUUCAAUUUUCAUGGAGCAGCUGGCAGACACUAUUCCCGGUUUGUGGUGGGAUUGCCGGGCUUCUUUCUGCAAUUUGCUGGGAACGCUUUGCUGCCAAGCGGCCGUUCUUGCUUAUAUCGUUAUUUACAAGACUAUCGACCGCCUCAUCAUUCCGUUUGACUAACCUCGCAUUUUGCCUGGCUCAGAUGUCAUGUGAACUUUAUUACCUUGCUGUUUACUUUGAAGGUGUUCGUGGCCUUUCUGCCCGUAUGGCUGGGCUUGCUCUUAUUCCAAUCACCAUAACGGUCUUCUUCGGAAAUGUAGUGACUGGCUCUAUCAUUCACAGAACUGGAUAUUUUCGGUGGGCUCUUUGGGCCGGCUGGGUGGUCACUGUUGUCUCAACUGGUUUACUAAUAACCUUUGACAUGCAUACGCCGAUAUAUGCCUGCAUUCUCGUGCUGCUGAUAAUAGGCAUUGGACAUGGCAUACUAGUCAUGUGUCUCAAUUUUAGCAUACAAAGUCUUGCUGACACAGAGCAUGCUGGCCAUGCUAUUUCCAUGUGUACCUUUUUGCGAGCCUCUGGUAUGUGCUGUGGUAUCGCGGUGGGAAGCGCAGUUCUUCAAAAUGAGCUACACAUCUACCUUGGCUCUUCCUCACAAUCCACCUCCCAGAGCGCUUUGAUGGAUAUUUCUGCGCUAGCAAGGCAUCCUGGCCUUUCUGUCGCCUUUGCCGGUGCUUUUAACAAGAUAUCAGAAGUUAUGACUGGGAUCUCAGCUUCUGCCCUUCUUCUUGUGGUCUUUAUCCACUGUAAAUAG